AUGGCACCAAUUACGAAUCCAGAAGAGACUGUAGAUGCCUACAUUCUCCGCCUCGACAGUGUCGGCUCUUUCACCUACGCACUUGUGAUGAUAAUCGUCCCCCUCAAACUCUGGUGUCGCAGAAGAGCAGGCGGCUGGGCGAACAUUGGACUGGAUGAUUACUUGAGCAUUGCCUCUCUAUUCUUCGCCAAUGGCUUCUUCUGGGUCAGCAUGAUGGGGAUGAGAGACAUGCUUGGACGACACGUUGCCGAUCUGCCCGAUCCUAUGAUGAUUAUCGAGUUCUUGAAAUGUGUCUGGAUCGCUCAACUCAUGUACACGUUUGCAAUCACAAGCACCAAACUCGCAGUCCUUGCGUUUUACUGGCGGCUGUUUGCUGUCAGUGCCAGGGUGAUCAUAUGGGUCGUGGCUGGCAUGUGCAUAGCAUGGUUCAUUGGUAUUGUGGGUACUUGUUCACCCGAAUCAGAGUUUCUGCUGACAGCAAGUGAACAGUUCUUCAGUGUCAUCUUCAGCUGUUUACCUGUCCACGCGGCCUGGGAUGUCACCAUCACCAAUGCGAAGUGCAUUCCGAUUCGAUCGAUAUACUUGGGUGGAUCAAUACCUAAUGUCAUUCUCGAUCUCGUCGUAGUUCUCAUGCCUUUACCCUACGUAUGGCGCCUUCAGGCUCCACUCGCACAGCGACUGAUCCUUGCGGGUAUGUUCAUACUGGGAACCUUUAUCGCCGUGGUCUCGCUGGUCCGUCUCAUCAUCUUCCUCAGCAUCCCCAUUGCAACAUCCGGCGACGUGACCUUCAACUUCCGCGAGAUAAUCGUGUGGUCAAUUGUUGAAAUCAACGUCGGUCUCAUAUGCGCCUGCAUGCCUAGUCUCAAGCCCGCUUUCGCCGCCAUCGGUCUCAACAGGCUCUUCACCUUUAACGGAUCACGCAACUCGGAUAACAAGUCGCCGGGACCCAGCAGUGGCUACCAAUCUAGUGGAUUCGGGGGCUCCAACAAGCCGCGCCCGCGUAAGAAGGGCUCGACUGGUGGCUUGUUUUCGACAAUCGGGGGACUCACAAAGUCGGAUAGCGAAGAAGAGCUGAAGACUGUGGAUACAGGAUAUGGGAAGAACCAGACCGAUAUUGUGAUGACGCGGUUGAGCGACGACAGUACGGCCCCUGCGCAGGGACCCUCGCCAAAUGAGGGCAUCAGUGUGCAGAGGGAUUGGAGUGUGUAUAUUGAUCACUCGGGCGCGCGAACAGGUGAUGGGCGCAUAUAA
Messenger RNA from Plenodomus lingam JN3, 1251 nucleotides. Lineage: Eukaryota; Fungi; Ascomycota; Dothideomycetes; Pleosporales; Leptosphaeriaceae. The record is from RefSeq and is a predicted model, not a curated record.